Molecule: messenger RNA, 6606 nt
Organism: Saprolegnia diclina VS20
Lineage: Eukaryota; Oomycota; Saprolegniomycetes; Saprolegniales; Saprolegniaceae
Exons: 15
Coding region: 24-6533 (2169 amino acids)
Source: RefSeq, a predicted model, not a curated record
CUCCGUUUCACCAAAGAUCCGUGAUGCAAGGCUACCUCUGGAAGCGAGGCCAUGCGCUGCCGACCAUGAGUCGGCGCUACUGCGUUCUUGACGGCUCGAUGCUGGCCGUGUACCACGCCGAGCGCGAGCACGAGCUAGGCCUGACGCCGAGCUCCGUCUACGAAAUCCGCGAGGUCUUGCCGUGGGACGGCCACACGCGCUUAAAGAAAUACGAGCACGGCUUUGCCGUCUCGACGCUCGGCGGCAAGACGUACCAAUGCAGCGCCGACACGAUGGCCGCCCAAGAGCAAUGGAUUGCUGCGAUACAAGAGUCGCUCGCGGAGCCGUAUCGCAUCGUGGCCGACGAGAUCGUCGAAGCGCAAAAGCAGCUCCAAGACGACAUUGAGCUCGAGCACGAGACGGCCGAUACUGCCGCCAUUGCAGUGCGCAAGGCCGAAGUGUCGUCCAAGGCGAUUCGCGCGCACGAAGAGCAGAUCCAGAGUCUCAGGAUCCAGAUCAGCGAGAUUGAGGCGCAGAUCGUGGCGGCCCAAGCCGAAGCCAGCACCUCGACAUUGGCUGCGGACAACGCCAAGAAGGCAGCAACCGCCGCCAAGCAAGUCGCGCAUCACGUCAUGAUGCAAGUCAACACGGCCGAGACCGCGUCAUCGACUGCCGUUCAAGACGCUGCUGCCGAAGCAUCCAAGUGCUCGGCCAUGGCCGAGGUAGCAGCAACGGCCGCCGCCACCGCGCAAAUCGCCGCCAAGGACCUUGCCAAAGCCAAAGCGGCGCUGAUCGAGGCCCUGCACAAGGCCACGGAUGCCCUCCAAGCGUUCAAGGCUGAAGCCGAAGCCAACAUCUCGGUUGCGUCCGGGGCGCUGCAGACUGCGCACUCGGCCAAAGCGCGGACGCGGCUCCGUGUCGCGUCGUGGUCGUCGUCGCCGUCGCACGUCGACGCACUCGCCCAAGGGUAUCUCUUUUGCAAGCACGCGCUGCGCCCGACCAUGCACAGCAAGUACUUUGUGUUGUACGGCAAAACCCUCUGCUGGUACAAGAACGCCGACGACUUCAUCCAGCACGCCAACGCGCCGCUCGGCGUCGUUCACGUUGCGGGCGGCGUCAACGAGUGGAGUGGCCGCGUCGGCUUGACGACUGCGUCGCACCCGUUUUCGAUUCCAACGGUCGAAGGCAAGACGCUGCACUGCUCGGCGCCCGUCUCGCACGACGUCGCCAUGUGGAAUGCAGCGUUUCUCAUUGGCAUGACGAUGAACCCCAUGUCGCCAGAGCGCGCGCGGGCCGCCAAAAGUCGGCGCGACUCGUUCGACCUGACGUCGCCGCCCCGCGUGGGCAAGCAGCGGGCUAGCUUUUUCGCCGCCGAUUCGUCGUCGCCGUUGGAUACGAGUCCGCAACUGGUGCAGGUCGAGGCGGAGACGCCAACGGUCGAAGGCUACCUCGUCAAGCAAGGGCAUUUCGUACCGACGAUGAAGCAAAAGUACGUUGUGCUCGUUGGCAACCACGUCUUUUUCUAUGCGUCCCACGACGCCUACGUCGCCAAGACAACGGUCGACGUCGGGUGCUCGGAAGUCGCUAGCGUCGGCGAAUGGGACGGCCAUACCUUGCUCUUGACGUACCCGCACCCGUUCCGCAUCGAGACCGUCGCGCACGCGCAGGUGCUUUGCAGCGCGCCGACCGCAGCCGAGAAAGCCAAGUGGAUGCGCGGUCUCCGCGCCGCGAUGGCCAAGCACGCGGUCGCCGCCACGACGACGUCGACGCCGAUCGGUGACGUGGUGCUAGACCCAGAAGUACAAGCGCUCACAACGCUACUGCGCAACUACUAUACCGAGCACAACCCGACCAAGCAAGACGACAUCACGACGCUGCUCAAGCUCUUUGAUGGCCGUGAAAGCCAGCUCUUGUCGCAUCUGGACGCAACGUACGGCACGACGCUCGUCCGCGACCACGCCGACUUGCUCUCGACGCUCGAAGCGCGCCAUGAACGUCUCGCGGCGCGGGCCGCCGAGUUUGCGAUCGUCCCGGACGCUGGCAUGCCCCAUCUCGAAGGCGUCGCCGACCUUUCGGUACCGAGCGCGUUUGGCAGCAGUUCGUCAAGCGAGGUGUACCUUGUCUUGCUCGGGCACCAACUGAUGCAUUUCACAUCGCGCACCGCCGCACUCACCGCACCAGAGACGCCGACGAGUGUCGUGAACGUGUGCGAAGCCAUGGCCGGUGUCUAUGCGGCCGAUAUGACCGUGCUCGACACAGCUGGUACCAAGCACCUGUAUCGGCUGCAUCUCGAGGCGAGUCGCGACCAUUGGCUGCACGUGCUGGCGCUCGGCGUCGACCAUGCGCGGACCCACGGUCUCAUGGCCGUCACCCUCUCCGACCACAAGACGGUGCUGCAUGAGAUCGUGCCGGGUGCGUCGGACGCAAGCACGACACCAGAGGCCACGGCGUUCAAGUCGGCGAUCGUAGCGUUCUACAAUGAGCACAACCCCGACGGUCUUGCCGGCGUCGACGCCCUCUUGGUCUACUUUCGAGGCCAAGAACACCUCUUGCUCGAGUCCCUCGAUGCUAUGUAUGGGGCGUCACUGGCCUCCGACCCGGCGCUACAGGCGCUCUGCGCCGAGCUCGCGGGAGCGGCGUCGGCCAUUGACCGCCGCGGGUCGUUUUGGCGCAAGUCGCUCUUGCCCGAUGGCUCUCUGCCUCCGCUGCGCCGAAAGGCCGGGUACGUCAAGGUCAAGGCGCCACCAUCCAUUCCCAAGCUCAAGCGCGCGUUCGCAGUUCUGAGCGAAGACGGUCACCUCGCCUUGUUUGUCGACGCGAUGCAAGACGUGACGCUGCUGGCGUCCACCGCCGUGCACAGUGUCCGUGUCGGCGACGGUCAAUUUAGCUUGUACGUCGACACGACCUUCCUCCAGUGCGACUCCGAGAUCGAAGCCCACGAAUGGCUCUCAGCGUGCCACGUUGCGAUCGCGGCACAGCACGUGCAUACGCUCAGCGCGUCGCCGCUUGCCCAGUUCUUAUUCGACUAUUACAAAGUACACAACCCGGCCAAGGUCCGCGAAGUGCCGUUGCUGCUCGACUCGUUUGGCGGCCGCGAACGCGAGCUCCUUGUCAAGCUCGACGCGGUGUACCACACCCAAGUGACCUCGGACGCCUACGCGAUCUCGCUCUUGCCAGCGGCAUCGUCGUCAUCGUCCGACGCGUCGCCGAGUCAAACCGAGCUCGUGCGAGGGUACUUGCUCAUGAAAGGGUACCACCUGCCGUCGCUCACGCGCUUCUUUGGCGUCCUUUCCGGCAAUACGCUCGCUGUCUACGACACCGAAGACGACCACGUCGAGAAGAAGACGACGUACGAGCCCAAGCGCGUGGCUGCGGUCGUUGCGUGGAGUGGCAGCACCCAUACCGAGUGUACGUUCGGCCUCGAGAUCAUCACGGACGACCACAAGACGUUCUUCUGUGCAUUUGCCAAAGAGGACGACCAACUGCACUGGGCGAGUGCCUUCCGGCAUGGCAUUGCGAUCGCACGGAUCGAGCACCGGGCGUCCACCGGGGUCCUUGCGUCCGAGGGGACGCAGACACUGCGGCGCCUACUGCUGCAGCGGUUUGGCCACAUCCACCCGUCGCUCGCUGACGAUCUCGACGCGCUUCUCGAGUACGCCCAUGGCUUUGACAUGGAGCUUUUGACGCAAAUGGACCGUAAAUACGGCACCGAAAUGGCAAGUGACGAAGAAAUUGUGUCGCUUUUGGGGCCGCUUGCCAGUAAUGCGACGCUGCUCACGCCGGUCAAGGGGAUGGAAGGCCCUGUAAGCGUCGUGACGGCCGAAGGCCAAGUCAAAGCGCACGUCUACGCUGUCCUCGACGGCACGCAAUUGCAGUGCUACGUGUCCCGUGAAGGCUAUAAGACGUGCGUGACGACGCCGACGCUCUCGAUCGCGAUUGCAACGAUCGGGUCGUUUGAGACUACAGGCUUUGUCAUGGACACGCAAGACGAAGGCAUGGUCGUAUACAUGUUGACAGCGUCGACCGACGACCAACGUCAGUGGCUGGACGCGGUCCAGAACGCUCUGGACAAGGCGGCGCUGGACUCGCUCUUCCACACGAUCCCCACGGACACGGCAGGCGUCUUUUCGAGCUUUGUGUUUGUCCAUGAUCCCACUUCCGCUAGCAGCAGCAGUGGCAAGGAAGGCUUCAAGCUGCUCACGCUCAAGACAAAGCCCAAGCGACCUGCGAAACGCUACGUGGUCCUCGAUGGCCUCGAGCUCAAGGUUUACCUCGCGCCCUCCGACGUCGAGCCCAAUCGGCGACUGGCGGUCUCAAGCUUAUGCUCCUGGGACGAGGCCCCGAACGGCUUUGUCGUACACUGCCUCGACCACGCGCAGAAAGCCAGUGACGUCUACUGCUCGGUCGAGUCGCCGGAACUGCAAGCCAAGUGGCUCGACCACUACGCGAUCGUUCAGAAGCAGCAGCUUGGCGACGCGCUCCUCGACGACCAAGCGUAUGAGGUGGCCCACGCGACAGCGUCAACCUUUGAUACGUCGCCCGUGAAAGGCUACAUGAUGUACGAGCCCAAGGCGAGCCGAGCCGAGCGGCGUGAAGGCUAUUUUUUCUUGCACGAGACGCAUUUAUGGGCGUUCACCUCAGAGCUCAGCGCGCGGUCGGGGGACGCGCCGAUCUUGGACUUGGAGAUGGUCAUGCUUCUCGAACACGAAGCCGGUGUCGACGCCAACGACUUUUACAUCGAGGCGCGGGUGAACGGCGCCCUCAAGCCCCUGCGCUUCAUCACGGCGGACCGCGACGAUCGCAAUGUAUGGGUGCAGGCGCUCUCGUCCGUGCUGCAAAGUGCCCGCGGCCUUGCGCUCCUCGAGACAACCCAGCAACUACUGCACGAGAGCCCGACGCCGUCGCAAGCCAUCGCCGAGGCCAACCGUGCCAACUUUGUCGUGCCGGGGUCGUCGAUGGAAGGGAUGCUGACCCAAGUGCAAACCGCGUACUGGCUCUUCUCCCACGAUGAGCCACGGUACUUUGUGCUCAAGCAAGCGUCGCUUUGGAGCUUUGCGUCGGCGGCCGAAGCGCGACUUCUUCACGCCACCAGCAGCAACAACAACAACGACAACGAAAUGGAGGCAAGCGCCGAACUGCACGUCACGUCCGUCAGCGACUGGGCGCUGCCGCAAGGCUCGGCGCAGCACGGUUUCCACGUCCAUUACCAUCUCGGUGAGAGCAGCGAGACGUUGGUUGCGCAGCUCAUGGCGCCGUCGCUCGACGAGAAGGAGCGAUGGGUGCGUGCGAUCAAGGAGGCGCAAGAAGACUCGCUGCGCGAAGCCUACUACAACGACCUCUUGGCCCACGAGACGGAGCUCCACACGGCGGCCGCGCCAAUCGUGCUGGCGUACGAAGGCUUUGUCAAGACGCGCAAGACACGGUUGACGUCGCCGUGGCGCGAGCACUAUUGCGUGCUCAAGGGUCCGUGGCUCUCGCUUUAUGCGUCCCACGACACGUACCUCACAGCACCCGACUCGCCGCUCGAGAAGCACGAAGUCGUCCUCGUCUCUGACUGGCAUGGCUCACUCUCACUCGCCGUGCGCCACGUGUUUCGAGUCGAGACGCUCGACGACGGCUUCCUUGAGGUCUCGGUGGGCACGGACGGUGAAAAGGUCAAGUGGAUGAAGACACUCGAGGCGGCCGUCGCGGCCGUGCCAGCGCACGAUGUGGUCUCUCGCAACGCAGCUCUCACUAGCUACCCUGGCGCGUCCAUGGAAGGCUACCUCAUCAAGAAGGGACAUGGUCUCCGCGUCGCCAAGAAGCGGUACUGCGUCUUGCUCAGCACCGAGUGGCUCUACUUCAACUCGCAAGAAGACGCGCUCGCCGAAGCGCAGCCGCUCGGUGUGCUCAAAGUGCUCGGUGCCAAGCCGAUGGCUGCCGACGCCACGACGUACAUCGACUUUACCUCGACGGUGCCCGAACAUACCUUUGUCUUGGACGUCCAAGGCCAGAAGAGCGUCCUGUGCGAAGCCCACAACAGUGCCGAGCAGCACCUUUGGCUUGCGCACAUUUCAGCCGAGCUCGAGAAGGAAGCCAGCCUUGGCCGGGGUCUCCAAGCCUCGAAAGAGUCGGCGCAGAAGAAGGCCGAGGCCAUGAAAGCGGCAGUGGCGACGCUCGGCGCCGCCCAAGCCCACGCGUCGGCCGAGAUGGCGCUCACGGACGAUUUGCUCAAGAAGCUCCAAGACGAUGAUGACGAGGAUGACGUGUCGUCGGACAAUGACGACAGUGACGGCGCGACGCUCUACAUUGAAUACGUCGAUACGAACGGCGGGUUUGCGCCCGAAGACUCGCCGAUGCGCCGGACGUCCAAGAACAAACUCGUGCAGCACUUUGGCGACGACGCGCUGAGCAAGAGCAUGGCGUCCCGUCCGUUCUGGCAGCUCUUUUGCAGCUGCUUUUACCGCCCGCCAAGCACAACACUGCACCAAGACGACCCGCUCCUCACUGAAGACGAGAAGCGACUCUACAAGGUCCAAUUCUACGCCAACGGCGCGAUUGAUCCGUCCUUGUAACCACCGUUAUCUGCCAAAAACUACGUACGCGUCCCUCGUUUCGUGAAAUAUACAUGUAUACAUCGACUCGCAA